This is a messenger RNA of Panicum virgatum (switchgrass), 2401 nucleotides long. Its product is annotated as putative pentatricopeptide repeat-containing protein At3g08820. NCBI's taxonomy places the organism in Eukaryota, Viridiplantae, Streptophyta, Magnoliopsida, Poales, Poaceae. The coding region runs from base 254 to 2212 and encodes 652 amino acids. Gene Ontology annotation, molecular function: zinc ion binding; RNA binding; protein binding. Gene Ontology annotation, biological process: RNA modification. The transcript has a single exon. The record is from RefSeq and is a predicted model, not a curated record.
UCCCCGGACGGCGACGGCGAGUGAACUCCGGCUCACCAUCCCCGGUGUGUCCCUCCCCCACCUCUUGCCCAGCUCUCCUCCAUCGACGCUUCCACGGGCGCCUCGCUGCUUGGGUUGGAAGCAGCUACUGCAAGGGCCACGACGACGAGAAGGGCAACAAGAAGCCCGCCUCGCCGGCGGCAGGCACAAGCCUGAUCACUGCAAGCGCCUGCUCUGCGAGCAGAACCUACUCACUUCCGUCGUUCGACUUUUUAUGUCGGGCGCAGCCGAUGCCGCCGCCGCCGCCGCAGUCCGUCGACUCCUAGUCACCGGCGUACGCCCGAACAACCACCUCCCACCGCUCGCAGUGAAGCUCCUCCACGGCCGCCUCCUCCGCCUCGACCUCCUCACCGACCUCUUCCCGCUCCUCCUCCGCGCCGUCACCUCCUCCGGCCUGCACCUCCACGCCCUCCGCAUUCACUCCCUCCUCCACAACCCCUCCCACCUCACCUUCCCCUUCGCGCUCAAGGCCGCCUCCCGCCUGCCCGACCCUCUCCCAGCCGGCGCGCAACUCCAUGGCCAAUCCCUCAAGCUCCCGUACCACUCCAAUCCCCACGUCCUCACAUCCCUCCUCAGCCUGUAUGCAAAAUGCGGCCGUCUGCACGACGCCCAGCGGGUGUUCGACGAAAUGCUCCAGCCCAGCACCGUUUCUUGGACCGCGCUCAUCACCGCCUACAUGGACGCUGGGCGCUUCCAGGAAGCCGUCGGCGUUGCGAGGAAUGCGUUCGCGAGUGGCAUGCGUCCAGACGGCUUCACGGCCGUGCGGGUACUUACUGCAUGUGCUCGUGUCACCGAUUUGGUGACCGGUGAGGCAGUGUGGAGGUUGGCAGAGCAGGAGGGGAUCGCUGGGAGCGUGUUCGUGGCCACUGCGGCGUUGGACUUGUAUGUCAAGUGCGGCGAGAUGGAGAAAGCUAGAGAGGUGUUUGACAGGAUGCAGGACAAGGAUGCGGUGGCUUGGAGUGCUAUGGUUGGGGGUUAUGCCUCCAACGGAUUACCACGAGAGGCUCUGGAACUAUUCUUUGCAAUGCAGGCAGAGGGAAUGCGGCCGGAUUGCUACACGGUAGUUGGGGCACUAUCAGCGUGCACAAGGUUGGGUGCAUUGGAUUUGGGUCGGAGGGCAGUCGGGAUGUUGCGCUGGGAUGAGUUUCUUGACAAUCCAGUCCUGGGUACCGCACUGAUCGAUAUGUAUGCCAAGUGUGGGAGCACGGGUGAGGCAUGGACAGUGUUCCAGCAGAUGAGGAAGAGAGACAUCGUUGUCUGGAAUGCGAUGAUCUUGGGGCUUGGUAUGACUGGCCAAGAGAAGAUUGCAUUUGCGCUUGCUGGUCAGAUGGAGAAGUCAGGUAUGACACUGAAUGAUAAUACCUUUCUUGGAUUGCUCUGCAGCUGUACACAUACUGGCCUUGUAAAAGAUGGUCGGUGGUAUUUUCGUAACAUGACUCAGUUAUACCAUAUAAGCCCUAGGAUUGAGCAUUAUGGUUGUAUGGUUGACCUGCUCAGUCGUGCGGGGUUGCUGGAGGAGGCGCGCCAGAUGAUUGAAGACAUGCCAAUCCAGGCCAAUGCUGUUAUAUGGGGUGCGCUCCUUGGUGGUUGCAAGAUCCACCGGGAUGCUGACCUUGCUGAACAUGUGCUGAAGCAGCUCAUCAGGCUGGAGCCAUGGAAUUCUGGAAAUUACGUCAUGCUCUCUAACAUAUACUCUAACAGUGGAAGAUGGGAAGAUGCAGCAAAGCUCAGGUUGGAAAUGAAGGAGAAGGGGGUUGAGAAGGUCCCUGCAUCUAGCUGGGUUGAAUUUGAUGGUAAGGUCCAUGAAUUCCGUGUUGGAGACAAGUCGCAUCCCCUCUCAGAUCAAAUUUACAUGAAGCUUGAGGAAUUGGGCAUGGAAAUGAAGGCUAUGGGUUAUAAACCUACUACUGAGGUGGUGAUGUUUGACAUUGAAGACGAAGAGAAGGAGCAUACGCUAGUGCAUCACAGCGAAAAGAUAGCCAUUGCAUUUAGCCUUCUUACUACUAAGCCAGGCGAGACCAUAAGGGUCACCAAAAACCUCCGGGUUUGCAGUGACUGUCACACUGCCAUCAAACUCAUCUCGAGGAUAACCAAUCGUGAAAUUAUUGUUCGAGAUAAUAAUCGAUUUCAUUGCUUCAGAGAUGGUCAUUGCUCUUGUAAUGACUACUGGUAGUAUACAGACAACUUCCUGAUGCAGUUUUGAGCAGCAGGGAAAGUUGAAAGCAUCAUUGUCAUUUUGAUGUAAAACUGUAGUCAGGCUAGAGUUGUAAUUGGAGCAUAGGAGAGGUAGACUAUAAGGCAGGCUAACACUGCAAUGUUAUAUUUUUUUCCUCCCCAUUCUAUUGUUUUCUCCUGAGAGGAA